Messenger RNA from Morus notabilis, 1345 nucleotides. RefSeq names its product methyltransferase-like protein 6. NCBI's taxonomy places the organism in Eukaryota, Viridiplantae, Streptophyta, Magnoliopsida, Rosales, Moraceae. The record is from RefSeq and is a predicted model, not a curated record. Bases 121 to 1131 code for a protein of 336 amino acids. The transcript has 7 exons.
CUUUUAACACUAAUAAGUUAAGAAUAAUACACAAGUGGGUUCUCUGAUAUAUCUCUGUAUAUUUCGGUGAGUGAACAUUUUGGUAGAAAGUAGAAACGAAUAGAAGAGAAUUGUGAAUUGAUGUGGAAGAUGAGAGAAGGAAAGGUUUCAAAAUCAGAGGAAGAAGAAAAAGGAGAAGCAGAGUACCACAGCAAGGAUUUCGACUGGGAAGACCUCCGUGCCGACGUCGAAAACCACCCCUCUUUUGUCCACCACUUUCAGUUUCAUAUUCAAUCUUCUUCUUCUUCUUGUUCUUCUUCUUCCCAACCAGAUUCCGACGCCUGGAAACGCUUUCACAUCCGCCAUUCCUCUGGCAAGUUCUUCAAGGAGAGACGUUAUUUGUUAAAGGAAUUUCCUGAAUUAGUCUCUUGCAAAGAAGAAAACUGCAAAGUUCUUGAGGUUGGAUGUGGUAAUGGCAGUACUGUUCUUCCGAUAUUACGUGGCAAUGAAACUGCCGUCGUUUAUGCUUGCGAUUGUAGCUCUGAGACUCUUGCGAGGGCGAAAGAGAUUGUAGAUGCCUCUAAUGUAAUAGCUUCUGAACAGCGUUUCCGCCCAUUUUAUUGUGAUUUUCCUGUUACCGGGUUUCCAUCUUGGUUGGCCUGCAACCGAUGCCGCGGGCCAUCUCUCCGAGUACAACAUACAUGUGUAUCAGAUGCUGGGGUGAAUGAUAAUAAGGCGGGUUCUGAGGAUUCAUACUCGUUGAAAGAAAGUGGAUGUUGCAUAGGUGGGGUGGAUUUUGUUGCCUUGAUAUUCACGCUGUCAGCAAUACCGCACAGGCAGAUGCCCGUGGCCAUCAAGGAGUGCUUUUCGGUUUUAAAGCCUGGAGGCCUACUCUUAUUUAGGGAUUACGGCCUAUAUGAUAUGACCAUGUUUCGAUUUGAUCCCGAGCAACGAGUGGGACCGAGGGAGUACAUGCGGUCAGAUGGAACCCUUUCUUAUUUCUUCUGUUUGGAUACUGUGAGGGAUUUAUUCGUGGGAGCCGGAUUCAUUGAGCUCGAACUAGACUAUUGUUGCAUUAAUUCGGUGAAUCAUCGAAAUGGCAAGAGCAUGCGAAGGGUUUGGGUGCAUGGAAAGUUCCAGAAGCAUGUUUGAAGUUAUUGCCAGAGCGCCCUCACUGAGAUAUCCUUCUUAGAGAUCUUCCCUAACAAUUUCUCUUCUACAAUGUAGUUACCUUUGAUUACGAUGCAGUGCAUAACCGGUCGACUGGUUACAGUAGCCCUAUUUUUGUGAUAUUUUGUAUGAAUCAACAGGUUUAUAAAAAUCUGAUUUUAAUAUUCUAAGUGAUCAACUGAUUUUAAAAAAUAAA